AUGAAGUUUAUUAGCUUACCGCUCAAAAAGGCAGAACCUACAGAUUGGAUACAUCCAUUAAAGACUUACUUGGCUCAGAUUUAUGGCUCCUACUCAGACUUCGAGGACUCUGUGCAUCUGUUUGAUAAGCUACGUAUUGACAUCAUUCAUUCCAACAAGGAUAAUAUCGCUAAAGAGUUGUACUAUCAUUACUAUGGUCAAUUGGAAUUGCUUGAACUUCGCGUUCCAUUGCCGAUGCUUGGCGUUAAGUUCACUUGGUAUGACGCUUUUAAGCCAUCUGAAAAGACUACCCAGCAUUCUGCUGCAUUUGAGAAGGCCUCUAUAUUGUUCAAUCUUGGCUCACUACUCUCUAUUCUUGGAGUGCAGGCUGCUGCAGAGGACGAUUUGAAGGAGAGCUACUCAGAUUUUCAGAAGGCUGCCGGAGUGUAUCAGUUUAUUCAGGAGAACUUUAUGCAUGCACCCUCUGACGAUUUACAGGUCGAUACCGUCAAGGCUUUCUACAAGUUAAUGCUUGCACAGGCUCAAGAGGCCUUUUUAUUGAAAUAUCUGGCAAGUGGAGUUACUUUAAAGAUGUCUCUUUGUGCGAAAUUGGCCCAAGCCACUUCUAAUCUAUAUGCUACGUCUCAUGAUCUAACCUCUUCUAUUGACUACAUUCCUGCCGAGCAAGAUUAUUAUUGCAAAUUGAAGCAGAUGUAUUAUCAAUCGAUGGCUCAUUAUUAUAAUUCCAAGGGAUAUGUUGAAAAGGGUGAAUAUGGGGUUGGUAUAGCCAAUUUAAAGUUAGCUCAGACUGAUAUGGAUGGUUAUAAGAGAUACAAUCCCUCUUAUGAUCACUCUAUAGUGGAAAGCAUGAAGGAUCAUUUGGAUACUGUUGAGAUGGAACUUAAGCAGUUGGAUAAAGAUAAUGAUUUCAUAUAUCAUCAAAAUGUGCCUAAGGCUGUCGGCUUAUCUCCGAUAAAGCCUCUAGAGAGCAGCAAAGCAAUUCCGUUGAACGAGCAGCAAAUAGACUCGAUGGUUGGUCAUGACCUAUUUGAGAAGAUUAUUCCAAUGAGUGUCCAUGAGAAGUCUUCAUUGUAUUCUGAAGAGAAGGCUCAGAUUGUGAGAGAUGAAGAAGAUAGGUGCAGUACAGCAAGUGAGGUAUUCAAUUCGACACUAGAAUUUCUCAAGCUUCCUCAAUCUUUAACGGAGUUGAAACAAUUAUGCGAGCCACUUGAAGAAGUUGAUCAGCGUGCCUCUGAUGAGAUAGAUCCGAGAGUCUUGGCUAUAUCGGCUGAAGUCUCGAGUACAAAUGUUGAUCUUUCAGCAGCACAGAGAGUCAGAAGAGACAUUCAAAAUACUCUGCAGAGGUGUGAUCAACUUCUUUUGGAUGAUACUAAUCGUUAUGAGAAAAAUAGAGCUUUACAUGGAGCCCAGUGGACUCAAGAACUGUAUCCUUCGGAGCUUAUUCAGAUCAAAGAAGAUCUCGGCAAGGCUAGAAAAUCUCUUUUGGAUGCUGCCGAAUCCGAUAGUAAGAUUCAGCAACUGUACGAAUCUAAUCGAGCUGAUAUUGAUGUGUUGAAGUUUGGUCCUUCUGAUCCCAGAUUUGCGAAGAGUUUUUUGGAAGAGACCAAAGAUACUGGGAGUACAUUGGCGGCACAGGUUUCAUUGUUGGAUAUCGACGACACCCCCCGCUCUGUUGCGGAUAUCCCCGAAAUUAAGGCCAAACUAAACACGAUUGAUAGUAAGUUGCAGGAGCUUCGCCGUCUUCAAAAGGAGAGAUCAAACACCUUGAUGGAUCUGAGACAGGCCAUUCGUGAUGACGAUAUCUCGAAUGUUUUAGUCCUCAAUAAAGAUAAGGAAAAUAUGGAUGAUCUGUUUAAUCAGGAACUCCAGAAGUUCAAACCGUACCAGGAGAGAAUAGCUGCUACCACAGACAAGCAGAGUUCAUUGAUCAACGAUAUGAAGCAAUCGAUGGCAGAGGUUCUAGAUGAUACAUCUGUCAAAGCAUGCAUGAAGAAGCGGGAGAAAGAUAAAGGCAGUAGACAAACAAAGACAUCACAUUAUUUGGAUGCUUACGAGUCCUGGAAGGCAUACAAGUCCGGCUGUGAGCAAGCGCCUCUUUUCUAUAAGCAGCUUUUGCAAUUUUCCACCAAUUUGAAGUAUAAAAUCGAGAAAUUUGCUGGCGAGAGAGCAAACGAAGGUAAUAGGAUGCUACAGAGCAUUCAAGCCAGAGGCUCGACCGAGCAGGAUCUCCUUAGGCAGAGGAUGAACCAGUCACAAGGUUAUCCACCUCCUCCGGCAUAUACUGAGUCGUAUCCAUCCGGCUAUCAGAGACCAGGCCCAUCGGCCCCAUCGGCCCCAUCGACGUCACUGCCUUAUAUGCCGCCAAAGCCUCCUCUGCCCUCGAAGCCAACCAAUCAGCAGAGUGGAGAUUUCUACAGUACCCCUUCAGCGUACGACCCAUCCUUGUACUCGAAGUUUGGCAACCGUAACUGGAACCAAUGA
Messenger RNA from Brettanomyces nanus, 2481 nucleotides. RefSeq lists its product as uncharacterized. Lineage: Eukaryota; Fungi; Ascomycota; Pichiomycetes; Pichiales; Pichiaceae. Gene Ontology annotation, molecular function: protein binding. The record is from RefSeq and is a predicted model, not a curated record. Gene Ontology annotation, biological process: protein transport to vacuole involved in ubiquitin-dependent protein catabolic process via the multivesicular body sorting pathway. Bases 1 to 2481 code for a protein of 826 amino acids. The transcript has a single exon. Gene Ontology annotation, cellular component: endosome.